This is a messenger RNA of Drosophila erecta, 810 nucleotides long. RefSeq lists its product as uncharacterized. The coding region runs from base 1 to 810 and encodes 269 amino acids. NCBI's taxonomy places the organism in Eukaryota, Metazoa, Arthropoda, Insecta, Diptera, Drosophilidae. The transcript has a single exon. The record is from RefSeq and is a predicted model, not a curated record.
AUGGAGGGUCAAAAAGCCGAAAAUAACAGCGCUGAUGACGCAAUUCGUCCGACAGAUUCCGCGCCGGCUUUGAAUGUGCUGUGCUCCGUAUGCAAAGAGUUCUUUCGUGCAAAUGACAACGUUUGCCACUCUAAUAGGUGCGGUCAUGCCUUCCACUCCAGCUGCCUGAGCCGCUGGCUAAGCAGAUCCCUCACCUGCCCACAAUGCCGGACCGCCUGUGGUCGUUCUGCAUCCAGACUCUAUCUGAACUUCGCCCAAGUCACAGAGACGUGCGAUGAUCCACCUUCAGACGACAAGUUCUACAAAAUGGAUGAGCACUUCGAGUGGCGGCCCAUGGAACUGGAUGAGGACAGCAGAUCAGAGUACUCGCACCUGCUGUCCGACGAAGCCGUUCAGUGUGGAUUCGAUGAUGAGGGGAAUCCCGCUUAUGUGGCACGAGCCUACUUCGACAACGAUCGCCUGCCGGCCCACUAUGUGCCACGGAAGAAGGUUGCCUUCGGCGGCUGGAACGGUUUGGCAUACGCUCUAACCGAUGGAGUGGAGUUGCUGGUGCUGAAAGAUUGCGACCACCAGUGGGUGGACGGAACGAAUGGCUCAUAUCCGCAGGAUGCGCUGCCCACUGGCUACUCGCAUUGGGGCGAGGUCACCUACACGGGACGGGCUUUGUACAAAGGAGUUUUGCGGCUGGGCAAGGUGCACCCCUCCUACAAUAGAAUUUUCAUACCACAUAAGGGAAAGGAGGUCGGCGGGCUUGUGUACGAGGUGCUGGUGCUCACUCCACGCGAGCCUGCUGUGCAAAGUGAUACCUGA